This is a messenger RNA of Vollenhovia emeryi, 399 nucleotides long. RefSeq lists its product as uncharacterized. The record is from RefSeq and is a predicted model, not a curated record. The transcript has a single exon. NCBI's taxonomy places the organism in Eukaryota, Metazoa, Arthropoda, Insecta, Hymenoptera, Formicidae. The annotation marks the transcript as partial.
AUGAAACCACACACGCAAACAGCAGCUCCUCCCCUGACAGUAAAGAACCUUAGUAGUCAGACCCUUUCACCCGCCGAAACAGCCAUCCUUGCCAAAGGACACAACUUUGCAGUCACCCCUUCCAGGAUCCCGACAGAAGAGAUCAUCAGCCAAAUAGAAACCGCCAUCUUCCAACUCCCACCUGAAGCAGGAAACAACAUCAGACAGCAGUCAGCCCAGAUCCUCCGAAAAGCCAAACCUCCCACCCAAAACAUUAACAGGGAAGAACGACUAGCGCUUCGGAGCCUAAGACAGAAUGACGACAUCCUCAUCCUACCGGCGGACAAAGGCAACGCAACAGUGGUGAUGGACAAAAGAGACUACCACAACAAAGUCAACACCUUGCUGUCCGACGCCCAA